Acaulospora colombiana is the source of this 255-nucleotide messenger RNA. Lineage: Eukaryota; Fungi; Glomeromycota; Glomeromycetes; Diversisporales; Acaulosporaceae. The record is from the annotation of a GenBank genome assembly.
AUGAUGUCUUUCCUUGUUGAAGAACAGAACAUUUAUACACCGGCGAAAUCUCCUACUACUACCAACUUGCGUCGUAUAGUUCUGGGUCGCUGCAUGAAAUUGCAACUGAGACUAUUACGGACACUUUACAGAGCCUUGUCCGGGAAAUUAACAAGUUCAGUUGGGAAUAGAGCUUCUGCUGUGGCAAGCCUGGUUAACGAAAGUGAUGGCAAGGUCGAGAAAUGGACUGCCAGUAGUGACGACGAGACUAGAUAA